UCACAGAUGGCCGUCUCAAAUCAACAACCGGUGCAGUGAACGAGUAAAGUGACGCGGUUAUGUACGCAAAACAAUCGCGUCAGACGUGUAAAAUGUCGUGAAACAUGUAAGGAGUUGUUAUUGUGAGUGGCGUCGCGUUGAAUUUUACGUUUUAUUUUUGUUCCGCAACCACCAUAACGACCAGAAGUGAAAGCAAGUACUUGGCCCGAUCUGCCGUUGCUUUUACCAAUUGGUUUUAUCGUCGGUGACGUACGGCUUGGGAGCACCGAGGCCAAACACGAGUCGCCGUUCGAGGAUGAGCGCGAACAAUGUGCAAGCGCUUUUCGCGUGUUCCAGAUGCUUUUCCAGGCAUCCGUUCGAGGAACUUUCCCCGGGGCAACAGUUGUGCAAGGAAUGCAGAGGUGCAUUUCCAGUGGUGAAAUGUACAUAUUGUAGGUCAGAAUUCCAGCAAACAAUAAAGGGUAAUACAAGCACUAUAUGUAAAAAGUGUGAGCAGAAUGUGAAAUCUUAUGGUAAACCAUCGGCCUGUGAAUAUUGUAAUACCAUAGCUGCAUUUAUCGGUAGUAAAUGUCAGCGAUGUACAAACUCUGAAAAACGAUAUGGGCCACCAGUUACAUGCGAACAAUGCAAACAGAAGUGUGCCUUCGACAGACAAGAUGAAGAUAAAAAGGUCGAUGGAAAGUUAUUAUGUUGGCUGUGUACACUGUCAUACAAACGUGCACUGGCAAAAACGAAACAGUCUGACGCUGAGAGAAGGGCACAUUUGAAACUAGCACAACAACGAGCAGCAAAGCACAAAGAACAAAAAUUGAAAAGUCACAAUAAGAGACCACACAGAGUAGAUGUUACGAAGCUGCCGCCUCAGUCUGAUGGUGCAGACACGAAUGGCCCAACGCCGGUGAAAGCAGCGCGGAUGGCUGGCGUACACGAUCCACACGAUCCCAACAGUUCGGAUCACGUAGUCGCGGUUACUCAACUCAAAGAAAAGAUAGCCCAUCUUCAGAAACAAAUCUCGAUCAAGGAUGGUCAAUUACUCGCUAAAGAUAGACAAAUUACAGAAUUGAAAGCGAAAAAUUUCACAUCGGAAACAGAACUGCGCAACAAGAUGAAGGCAACGGAAAAGGAGUACGAAACCAAAAUAUCGACGAUGCAACACAAGAUUUCCAGUUUGUUGAAAGAAGUUGCUUCCUUAUCGAAGAGCUCUAAGCGGGGCGACAGAGUAGCUGCCACGAAAACAGAAGCUGGGACCAACAGUGGAAGUGGAACAGACAGUCCUGUACCUUGAUAAGGGUUCUUGGUUAGCUGUGACAACAUACUCAAAUGUCCAUACCCGCAUAAAUCAUGUGGCAUAUUACAUAUAGCUAAUUGUUUCCAUUAACAAGGCAAAAUCUGUAUUAUUUUUCUAAUUAAUAUAGGAAUGUAUAUUAUCUUCGACGUGUACACGGAAAGUCUUGCGCGUUCUUCUAACGGGGGAUGGUGAUGAUGAUGGUGAUGGUGAUGCAAGUGCAAAAGAGAGAAAAAAAAAAUAAGAGUGUUAUUCGUAAGUUAGGUAGCUUUCCCCCUAUUUUGUUCCGUUUCUUCGACCAUCCCGCGGACGCGUGUUUGUUUUUUACGACGAAGAGAUCGCACGUAAUCGAAUUGUACAAUAAAAAAGAAAAAAAAAA
Molecule: messenger RNA, 1664 nt
Organism: Habropoda laboriosa
Lineage: Eukaryota; Metazoa; Arthropoda; Insecta; Hymenoptera; Apidae
Product: protein FAM76A
Exons: 7
Coding region: 296-1285 (329 amino acids)
Source: RefSeq, a predicted model, not a curated record